Molecule: messenger RNA, 888 nt
Organism: Penicillium chermesinum
Lineage: Eukaryota; Fungi; Ascomycota; Eurotiomycetes; Eurotiales; Aspergillaceae
Product: putative mitochondrial folate carrier protein Flx1
Exons: 3
Coding region: 1-888 (295 amino acids)
Biological process (GO): folate import into mitochondrion; nucleotide transport
Cellular component (GO): mitochondrion
Molecular function (GO): FAD transmembrane transporter activity; folic acid transmembrane transporter activity
Source: RefSeq, a predicted model, not a curated record
AUGCCCGGCCAAGAUGACUUAUCAACUUCCUUUGUGGAAACCCUAGCAGGGUUCACUGCGGGGGUAGUCUCAACGCUCUGCGUUCAUCCACUAGACCUGGUGAAGACUAGACUACAGGGAAGGUGGCUACACAGCAUUCUACCGAGGCCUGGCUCCCAAUCUAAUCGGAAAUUCCACCAGCUGGGCACUUCCGCCAGUACCGUGGAGACCGGGCCGCCCUUACCUCGGCGGACUAUUUUUUGGCGUCAGGCACCGCAGGUUGUGAACCCUUCCAUUCCCAGUCAUUGCACAUUUAAAUUGAUGAAUUUGUUUUCAGGAGGUCUCACCUGUGUCCUGACAAACCCCAUUUGGGUCAUCAAGACCCGAAUGCUGUCAACUGGCUCGCAAGUUCCUGGCGCAUAUUCUUCACUUCUCUCUGGUGUGAGACAAAUAUAUCACACUGAAGGCAUUUUGGGGUUCUACCGAGGCCUGGUUCCUGCUUUGUUUGGUGUCAGCCAUGGAGCCCUCCAGUUCAUGGCCUAUGAGCAGCUGAAGAACAUCCGUCUUCAUUCGAUAUAUGGCAAGCCAGCCGAGGACAGAAUGAGCGAUGCACGCAUCCCCCCUGCGCUUGGCACUAUGGAUCUUUUGGGACUAUCGAGCCUGUCAAAGUUAUUCGCUGGGUGUAUAACUUAUCCUUACCAGGUUGUUCGGUCACGUUUACAGACUUAUGGUGCACAUCUGCUAUAUCGCGGAACUGCAGAUGCUGUUAAGCAGAUCUGGAUGAGGGAAGGAUUAGUCGGUUUCUACAAGGGGCUGGGUCCUAAUCUUUUCCGUGUCCUUCCGAGCACAUGGGUGACAUUUCUUGUCUAUGAGAAGAUGAGGGCCUUUUUGUAUCAGCUGCAUAAUUAG